AGCAGAGAAAAGUGGCAGGAAAAUGGAGGGAGAGACAGUGAUAUACCUGCAACUGCACAAGCUAUCAACCAUAAAGUCCCAAGAAGACCUCCAACACAUCCUCUCCACUCUUUGGAAUACCAGAAAAACCGGUCUCUCUGGCCCCAACAAAUCUUCCCUUCAGUCUCUCCUCAAUCUUCCUUCCUCCUCCGAACUCGAUCCUGUUCUGGCAUGCCUUCGUUCACUUAUCAGAAAAUGUGUAAAUGAGAACUUCACCGGUGAUGAUAUUCUGAAGCUCUUUCCACCUGAUCUGCCUCUUGAUUUGCAAAGCACUCUUAUUCUGUUAUUCCAGAAAUAUCAGGACCAGUGGAAAGAAGAAAUGUCCAGAGAGCAGCAUCUAUUGCCAAGGACUAGUGUCUCCCACCAGGUCAAUGUGGGUUUUCUACCUUCUUUCACAUCUUUCCCCCUAACAGAAAAUUUUGCAUCACUGUGGCCUCGGCAAGAUGAUCCCAUUAAUCGGUUUAGUCGAAAUGAUUUUGGGGCUUCUACACCAAUCACUGCUGAAAUUAGUCUGUCACACAUGGCUUCGAUCCCUCUCCAGCCAAAUGUUGGUCCUACUGACAAUCUGGUAUGUUGAAAUAAAAAGUUAAUUUUU
Molecule: messenger RNA, 634 nt
Organism: Camellia sinensis
Lineage: Eukaryota; Viridiplantae; Streptophyta; Magnoliopsida; Ericales; Theaceae
Source: RefSeq, a predicted model, not a curated record